Ectocarpus siliculosus is the source of this 879-nucleotide messenger RNA. The record is from the annotation of a GenBank genome assembly. NCBI's taxonomy places the organism in Eukaryota, Phaeophyceae, Ectocarpales, Ectocarpaceae.
AUGAUCAACACCGAGACUGGACAAUCCGAUGGCUUUUGGGGACCCCCCGACGGCCCCAAAGCGGCGGCCGCCUGGCGGCAGGUGGAGGCCAGCAGUUCCCUGACUAGCGGUCCAACUCAGGGCGAGAAGCCCGAGUCCCGGCGGGGUGCUCGGAGUGGGUUAAGAUCGGUACCAGACAAACCUCGCUGGCGUCCCUGGCGGUACGACUUCGCCGCCGAGGCAAUCAAGCGAGCGGUGGCCCUGCACGUGGCCGCCCUGGGUGAGGACUUCCUCCCAUACUCGUCCGGCGGCAAGCCGGGGGUGGUUAAGGUGCACCGGAUGGUGUCGGCGGCGAUCAGCUCGAGAGAUAGACGCAACCCGAAGAAGGCGGCACGGGCACAGAGGGUGUACGAGGGAUUAAUGAAUCUGACCCUGUUCGCGUCGCUGUUUCGUCUUCGGAUGGGGAAAUCUGAAGUGCAGGGCCAUGGAUUGUUUGCCGCAAGGGCAAUCGCGGCCCAGGAGGUCGUCACCGAGUUCAAGGGCGACCUCAUCGGCGCCGCUGAGGCACAGCAGCGAGUCGCGCACUACAACGACACGGGACUUUUUGGAUGCAUAGUACAGGUCGGAAACGGCCCCCUGUACCUGGACGCCCUGCUGCAGGGGUACCCCACCAGGUUUCUGAACCACUCCUGCGACCCGAACGCUUACCUUUAUACGGUGAUCGCAGGCAAGGGGGCCGCGCAAUCGAAGCGCGUAUAUGUAUUUACGAUGAAAGAAAUCGCAGCUGGCGAAGAGCUGUGCAUCACGUACCCCAGGCUGUUCACCAUCAGCCCCGAAGUGGCAGACACGAAGUGCACUUGCGGCGCGCCGGGGUGUCGCCAGAAGAUAUUCCGGCGCUAG